Molecule: messenger RNA, 2540 nt
Organism: Drosophila kikkawai
Lineage: Eukaryota; Metazoa; Arthropoda; Insecta; Diptera; Drosophilidae
Source: RefSeq, a predicted model, not a curated record
AUUAUUAAUAUUAGCGUGAGACACCAAAAAUCACUACUAGUACUUUUGAAACCACUGGCGUUAAAGCACAUGUGCGGAGUGAAAACUAAUCUCAAUCUCAACAAAGAUACAGCAACAACUACAGCUACAACAACAGCAUCAGCAAAAGCAGCAACUACAAAAAUAUUAACACGUUGACGCUUUUUGUGUUUAUCGCGAGCGGAAAAGCUUAAUUAGCGAGCGCCAAACUCUUUUUGGCUGGCCGAAAUCUUAUUUUCUUUGAGAGUGCGUGUGGGUGCCAAAAAAAUUAAGUACGUCAUCGACGCGCGCAGCGAAAAACGGUCCAAAAACUGAUACACACACAAAGGCGAGCAGCAACCUAGAAUUGAAUUCAAUUGCAGGAGCAACAAAAGCAACACGCCCAAUCAACGCAAAUCAAGGAAAAGUUCUACACACAAACUCGAAUUAAUUAAAUUGUUUUUGUAUCUGAGAUACUACUUCUUCGUCUUCUUCUUCGCAAUCUUCUCCUCGCCUGACCAUUCGCCGCGAAGCGCUGACAAAGACAAAAAGAACGUGCAAAACAGCUGAGCUGAGACCGAGAGUAACGGAACGUAGCGUCGACGUCGGCAGCGAGCAACAAAGCAACAAGUGCAGUAUCAGCAGCAGCAACAACAACACAAAGCCCUUUCAAUUGAGAGCCUAGGCGAGUGUGUGCGUUCACAUUGUUGUUGCCACAAUCAAUUAGAGUGAUAGCAGGCGGCAGAGCAGCAGCAGCAUCCGCAUCAAUUCCGCUGGCAGCAGCAGCAGCAGCAGCACCAUCUUCGCAUCGCAUCUUCGGGCUGGCUUAAUUCCGAAAGUGUAUCUGUGAGCGUAGUUGCUCCCGUUCCGCCUCCGUAAUCGCAAGUGGCUUGUUGUUAUUGUCGCACUCGGUCGAUCUCUCCGUGUGUCUGUCUGUGUGGGCAGCCAGCGCCAGCGCCGUCGGCUCUUGAUUGGGCUUGUUUGAUUCCGAAACUGUAUCCCGUAGUUUCCCGCUAACGGCGAAAAUUCACACAACUCAUUGAUAUUUUAACCUCGUGUCCGCGUUGGCUGCCGCUCGACCAAGGUUCUGCCGCACAAAAUGCUCGUCUCCUUGGGCUCUCCGAAGCCUGGCUUCGUCGGACUAAAAGUGCUCCUCUAGCACACUGCGAGCAGUCCGCCGUACAUAAUACACAAAAGUCUAACUAUACGCGAAAGGCAGAACCAAAAGCCCUAACUAUUUAUAACCCACUGAAUUGGCAGCAAAAAAAAAGUUAUCACCACUUCACCAACCGAAUCGUAAUCGCUAUCGUUAUCGCGAGACAACAAAAUACAAAAAAAAAAAAAGUUUAAAGAUAAUAUACAGUGUGCAAGUCAAGCCGAAGCAAACAAAAACUCCUAUUCUCUUGCUAAUGAAAUCCGAGCGCGUUUUUGUGAAUAAUUAGCCCCCAAAAAAACCCGUUUAGCCGCCGCAGAAAUUAGGCCCCCCAUAAAAGUGACGACGACGAUCCAAGAAACUGGCAUCCAUCUCGCUGCCGCUGAUAUAUAACACCCCAAUAUACACACAGCCUUAAAGCGCAAAAACGUAAAACCGCGAUAACACCCAUACACUUGCCGCCGAGCAGAGCGAAAAAUCCGAUCAGCGAAUAAUAUAUCAACUUCACAGUAACGUCGGAAAGUCAGUGCAAGUCAGAGCUAAAUCGUCGAGCGCCCCGAAUAGUUGUGUCCAACAAAACGUUCCCAAGUUCCCCCAAAAAUCAACCAAGUCGUGAAAAGAUAAUCAGUUAUCAGUGAUCAACAUCGUUCUCCAGAAGUGUACAACUGCGAAAUAAUGUCAGCCCUCUGACAGUGUCCCAAAAAAAAUAAAGCCACACAAAAGUUACAUAACGCAUAACGUGGAAAAUCCUAUUUUCGGAAGCGAAAUAUAAGCAAGAGAGACCCAGCGAAACCCUCCAAGUGACUUGUUAAUUGGAAUGUCGCCUAUCUGACAGUGACUAAAUCAACACGAAAAAAAACACCCCAAAAAUAACUCAAAAACACUAUUUGAAAAUAAAAAGAAUAAAUUGGAGCGUCACUACAGCGUUACAACAGCGAAAGAAAUAAUAUCAGCCAACAAGGAGUGCAGCCUGUGUUAUCAGUGAAGCAUACGUACAUACAUACUGAUAUAUUCGAUUCAAGCGUAAACAACUGCUGUAUAAUGUUCACCGCCAUCUGACAGUGGUCCAAAAACCAGCAAACAGAGCUAAUAAAUAGAGCGUCGAGGGAUCGCCGCUGCUAUAGACAACAAGUCCCACACGUGCCAGUGAGACCUGUACCGUACCACCUCCCCAUUUGAACUGCACGAAGUAAAGUCAAUUUAGCGAUAAAUGGAGAAAUCUGAAAUACGACUGCAGCGCAUGUCAAAUGAAUAUCAGUCGCAAUCGAGCUAUAUGUAUCUCCGGACCAAGAUGCUGUUAAAAAUCGAAAAUACCCUACUUCGAAGCCAUCGUCAGCGCGAGACCACCGGUAUCAAGAAACUAUACAAUUCGUUUUUCGUAUUGUUUUAA